AUUUGACCGCCUGGCUGCUGAGCAUCACUGCCUUCGUAUCAAGCUCCUUGGCGACUGCUACUACUGCGUGUCAGGACUACCGGAGGCUCGUGAUGACCACGCCAAGUGCUGUGUUGAAAUGGGCUUGGAUAUGAUAGAUGCUAUUGCUCUGGUGCGUGAAGUGAUGGCGGUGAACGUGAACAUGCGCGUUGGCAUCCACACCGGGCGCGUACACUGCGUUGUGCUAGGCCUCCGCAAGUGGCAGUUCGACGUGUGGUCCAAUGACGUAACGCUCGCUAACCACAUGGAAAGUGGUGGUGUGGCUGGGCGUGUGCAUAUCACCAAAGAAACCCUACGAUGCCUUGGCGACGACUACAAGGUGGAGCCAGGAUACGGAGGCCAACGCAACGCUUACUUGAAAGAUCACAACAUUGAGACUUACCUGAUCGUUCCUGAUGACACGAGCCGCGUGGACAAGAAACCCCAACACACGUUUGCAAUCAACGGAAAUAUUUCAAAGGAAAUGCGCGUUAUGGGUCACGGAUCUCAGCAAGGGAAACAUUCUUCAAACAGCGAGAAUAAGAAGCCUGAGGACGAAGUCAAUGAAUACCUGAUGAAAGCCAUCGACGCCCGCUCCAUUGAUCGCCUGCGCGCCGAACACUGCCAACCGUUCACUCUCACCUUCCGCGACAGCAAACUCGAACGCAAGUACACAGCGGAACGGGACAGGAUGUUAAAGGUGUAUUUCAUCUGCUCUCUGGUAGUAUACUUUGCUGUUGUCAUCGUGCAGAUUCUCAUCUUCGGCGUCACCUCCGUCGUUAUUGGAACCAUUGUAGCUUGCGGCUUUAUCAUUCUUGCCUCGACAUACCUCGUACUCUGCAUUGAUUUCAAGCACACGUCCGCCCGAGCCCUAAAGAUCUCGCAGCGUUUACACAACAACCGCACCCUCGCCCAGCUGAUAUCUUUCCUGGUUGUCAGCACCAUUGUGAUUCAGAUCCAGACUAUCAUGGCCACUGAUGCCAGCGCGCUCCACGUGCAUCUGCAGAGGUAUCAAGACGAAGUCGCCUAUUGCACUCACGAAGUAAACGAGCACUACCUGCAACUGACUCUCAUGGCGAUGUUCCUGUGCGCCGUGCACCAAAUACUUAUCACCAUAGCCAAGACCAUCCUCCUAAUCAUCAUAUGCUUCACCUAUGUCGCCAUCACCAUACACAAGCAAAUAUACUUCCAAGGCAAUUUCUUUAGCUACCAAAACAAAUGCAAUAUGGAUUGGAAUCAACAUUGGGCUAACAUAGUGAUCGCUAUUGGAGCAACGGUGGCACUUUUGCUGCACUCCCAACAAACCGAAAGCACAUACCGACUUGAUUUUAUUUGGAAACUACAGGCUAACGAUGAAAAGGAAGACAUGGAACACCUAGAAGCGUACAACCGAAAAUUGCUGGCUAACAUUCUACCUGAGCACGUCGCCCAACAUUUCCUUUGUAGCGACAAGAAUAGCGAUGAGUUGUAUCACGAGCAGUGCGAGUCUGUCUGUGUUAUGUUCGCCUCGAUCCCGAACUUCUCAGAAUUUUACGUCGAACUUGAAGGCAACAACGAGGGUGUCGAGUGUCUGCGCCUACUUAACGAAAUAAUAGCCGACUUCGAUGAAAUACUGGCUGAAGAUCAGUUCAAGUACAUUGAGAAAAUAAAAAGUACCGGCGCAACGUAUAUGGCAGCUUCAGGUCUUACGGUCGCUACAAGAGAUUUGCGCGGCUACCGUCAUGUGACUGCCAUGGCCGACUACGCACUGCGUCUCAGGGAACAGCUGCAAUAUGUCAAUGAGCAUUCUUUCAAUAGUUUCCGUAUUAGGAUAGGUAUCAACAUCGGUCCAGUUGUGGCUGGGGUUAUUGGUGCACGUAAGCCGCAAUACGACAUUUGGGGCAAUGCUGUUAACGUAGCUUCCCGCAUGGACUCAACUGGAUUACCAGAUCACAUCCAGGUUACGCAAGAGGUGUAUGACAUAUUAUCGACGCGGGGAUAUCGACUACGAUGUCGCGGCACUGUGGAUGUCAAGGGCAAAGGCAACAUGGUCACUUACUUCCUCGACGGUGUCGGAGACACCAUCAGUCCAGUAAUGCCGCGAGAUAUAUACACGAAUCCAACACCUUCCACUUCGUCCGAAGACAACAAUGGACCUAGUAGUGUGGGCACCCGCACUGAACACCGAACUCUCGAAACUCUCUCUGAGGGAUGUACCGAUGAAGAUGGAGGACCAUCGCCUAGAGCUUCCAUCCCCAGGGAAAAUCAGAACGGUUCAAUGAGUCCAAAGCUUCUGAACGGCGAGUCAUCAUCGCGCGAAAGUCUUGCCAGCGCUGUUCGUGCAAGAGUACUGCGCCGUCUGGAACGUCCACUGUCCCUCGCUGAUAAUCCAAGCAUUCCCGCUCUGAUAUCACUCAUCAACUCAAAGGCAUAUUCAACUGGAUUUGAUAGCGCUUAUUUCUAUAAUGAAAUCUCGGGCAAAAGCAAUCCCCUUGGCGAUAUGGAAAAACCAGUAUCUGAAUCAAAAAGUAUUUGUGAGUUUGAAAAAUUUUUGGAAAAACGCGGACCACGUCGUGCCACCAGUCUUGCCGAUUUUCUUUAUAAGAGGAAGCGUGCUAAGCUUAAUGGCGCUCAAGUAAACAUAAUUGAAAACCCUAUGAAUGCCAUGUAA
This is a messenger RNA of Parnassius apollo (apollo), 2668 nucleotides long. Lineage: Eukaryota; Metazoa; Arthropoda; Insecta; Lepidoptera; Papilionidae. The record is from the annotation of a GenBank genome assembly.